Colletotrichum orchidophilum is the source of this 1314-nucleotide messenger RNA. Its product is annotated as FAD dependent oxidoreductase. Lineage: Eukaryota; Fungi; Ascomycota; Sordariomycetes; Glomerellales; Glomerellaceae. Gene Ontology annotation, molecular function: proline dehydrogenase activity; L-pipecolate oxidase activity; sarcosine oxidase activity. The coding region runs from base 1 to 1314 and encodes 437 amino acids. The record is from RefSeq and is a predicted model, not a curated record. The transcript is spliced from 2 exons.
AUGACAUCCAAAGACUCAACAAUUCUCGUCGUAGGCUCGGGCGUCUUCGGCCUCUCUCUCGCCUACGAACUCACCACCAACCGCGGCUACACUUCUGUCACCAUACUAGACCGCUUCCUCCCGCCCGUCCCAGAUGGCAGCUCCGUCGACGUCUCGCGCAUCAUCCGCACAGAGUACAUCGACCCGCACUACGCCGCCCUGGCCACGGACGCCCUACGCGGUUGGCAGACGUCGGAGCUCUUCGGCCCUCACUACCACGAGUCGGGCUUCGUCAUGAUGGCCGACGAGCGGGAGGGGCCGAGCGCCUACUUUGACAAAUUCCGCAACUGGGAGAGCGGCGGCCGGCCGGCAAAGGAAUUUUUUCCGCCGCCGCACGCCGAUCAGGAGGUCAAGAGGCGCUACAAGGGCGUGCAGGCCGACCUGGGCGUCUUCACAGCCACGCAUAACACCUCGGGCGGGUGGGCUGAUGCGGCGGGCGCGAUUAGAGCGCUCGCGGGGCGGUGUACGCUCGCGGGCGUGUCGUUCGUCACGGGCCGUCACGGGACCGUGGUCUCCCUUGAGCGGUCCGGCAAGAAGGUGACGGGCGUGCGGACGGCGGCGGGGAUGACCAUGUCGGCGGACAAGGUCGUUCUCGCGACCGGCGCGUGGACGAACCGGAUCGUGCCCGGGAUGGGACACGCCAUGUCGGCAUCGGGUCAGCCGGUGGGCUUUAUCCGGCUUACGGACGAGGAGGCGGAUCGGGUGAGAGAUAUGCCCGUCAUGAUUAACAUGGACACGGGUGUGUUUUGCUUCCCGCCGACGCCCGGGACGAACCUGCUGAAGCUCGCGAGGCACGGUUGGGGGUUCGCGACUGAGGUCGAGGUCGAGGAGGGCGGAGCCGGGCGGAGGACGAUUUCGACGCCGAAGCUGAAGGAGAGCAAUGCCGCGUCUGGGUAUUUACCGCAGGACGCGGACGAUGGUUUGAGGGAGGGCGUGAGGUUGUUCUUCCCCGAGUUUGCUGAGAGGGAGUGGUGCUACCGGAGGAUGUGCUGGUAUACCGACACGCCUGAGGGAGACUUUAUCGCCGACUAUCACCCGGACUUGGAGGGCUUGUUCUUCGCGACUGGUGGCGCUGGACAUGCUUUCAAGUUCCUUCCUGCCAUUGGCCCGCAGGUCGCUGAUAGCUUCGAGCGCAAGCCGUCUACGACGUUGCGGGAGAAGUGGAGGUUGAGACGACCCACGAGCAGUGAGGAGCCGUUUGGGUUUUCGGGAGAUGGUAGUCGUGCUGGUCCGGUGCUGCGGAAGCUUUCGGUACAGGAGCAAUCGAAGUUGUGA